This is a messenger RNA of Lates calcarifer (barramundi perch), 7881 nucleotides long. RefSeq names its product DENN domain-containing protein 4B. Lineage: Eukaryota; Metazoa; Chordata; Actinopteri; Centropomidae. Gene Ontology annotation, biological process: regulation of Rab protein signal transduction. Gene Ontology annotation, molecular function: protein binding. Gene Ontology annotation, cellular component: cytoplasmic vesicle. The record is from RefSeq and is a predicted model, not a curated record.
GCUGUAAAGCCGACGGGGAGCUGCAGUUCAGCUGAUGAUUCUCUUGGAGGGCAGACAGGCGGCAUGACAGAGGAGAAAUGUCCCCAGCUGGUGGACUACUUUGUAGUGGCAGGUCUCGACCCUGCAGGGCCCUGGAGGCCCCUGGAUGAGGAUGGCAAGGCCUCCAUCACCUCCUCGUCCUCGACGUCCUCCUCCUCCUCGUCCUCCUCGUCCUCUUCGGGCCGGGCGGUGGAGCCCGUGACGGACCUGGCGGUGAUCGCCAAGGGGCUCGGGGAGGAGGUGCCGGAGGGCUUCACCUGCAUCGAGAGGACGCUGGGCGGACACUCGGCCGAGUUGAGCGCCGGACUCAUCAACAACCCGCACCUGUUCCUGUGCUACCGCCGGGGACGGGACAAACCGCCCAUUCUGGACCUGGGGGUUCUGUACGAGGGGAAGGAGCAGCUGAAGCAGGGCUGGUACGUCAUCGAGACGACUCCCUACAGCCGCUCGGCCAGCCUGAGCACUGGCGGCGCUCCGACGGCUCACCGGGUUUUCCUGACGUACCGUCGGGCUCUGGACUCGCAGGGUCUCCACACACUGGGCGUCACCGACAUCGCCCUGCUGCUGCCCAGCAAAGGGGAGGUCGCCCCGCACACGUUCUGUCGCGUCGACAAGAACCUCAACACUGGCAUGUGGGGUCCAGCCCUGUACGUGUGCUACAAAAGAGCUGUGGCCAAAGCCAACGCCCUGGUCUACGAAGCCAGUCUGAUCAGCCGGUACCCGGAGGAGGACCUGGAGGCGUUUCCUCUGCCCGAGUCGGUGCCAGUCUUCUGUCUUCCGAUGGGCGUCACCGUGGAGAGCUGGCCCCUGAACACAAAGUACCAGCUGCCCGUCUUCUCCACCUUCGUCCUCACAUCCGCCUCCGGGGACAAGGUUUACGGAGCAGCCAUCCAGUUCUACGAGUCCUUCCCCCGGGAGCUGCUGUCGGAGCGGCAGAGCGUCCGGCUCGGUCUGCUCAGCGUGGUCGACCGGCGGCCCAUCACCAACCGCAGCCUGCAGGUGAAGAAGAGCAUCUGCGUCCUCUCCCACUGGCCCUUCUUCACCGUCUUCCAGAAGUUCCUCACCUUCAUCUACAGAUACUCCAUCUCCGGACCACAUGUCCUGCCGCUGGAAAAACACAUCUCCAGCUUCAUGCACAACGUCCCGUUUCCUUCCCCUCAGCGACCUCGCAUCCUCGUUCAGCUCUCUCCAUACGACAACCUGCUGCUCUGCCAGCCGGUCUCCUCUCCUCUCCCUCUCAGUGGAGCGAGCUUCCUGAAGCUGCUGCAGAACCUCGGGCCAGAAAACGCCUGCACGCUGCUGCUCGCCGUCCUCACCGAACACAAGCUGCUGCUGCACUCGCUCCGACCCGACGUCCUCACCUCCGUCAGCGAGGCCCUCGUCUCGAUGAGCUUCCCCCUGCGCUGGAUCUGUCCCUACAUCCCUCUGUGUCCGCUGCAGAUGGCCGACGUGCUGCUGGCGCCGAUGCCCUUCAUCGUGGGCGUCCACUCCAGCUACUUCGACCUGUACGACCCCCCCACGGACGUGGUGUGCGUCGACCUGGACACCAACACCAUCUUCCAGUCAGAGGAUAAGAAGCCGCUGUCGUGGCGAUCGCUACCCAGGAAACACGGCAAGACUCUGUUCAACACCCUCACCAACCUCCACAAGACCCUGGAGAAGAUUUGCACUCCCGGCCAGGAGGAGGCGACGUUAGAGUUCCUGCUGACCGACUACGAUCAGAUCUACCGGCGUCAGAAACAGCUGGAGCUGGAGAUCCAGGAGGUGUUUCUGCGCUUCAUGAGCUGCCUGCUGCGAGGAUACCGAACCUUCCUGCUGCCCAUCACGCAGGCUCCGUCGGACACCACCACCGACUGCAGUUCCCUGUUCAACCUGCAGGGUUUCCUGAAGUCUCGGGAUCGGACGCAGCAGAAGUUUUACAGCCAGCUGACGAAGACUCAGAUGUUCACUCAGUUUAUCGAGGAGUGCUCCUUCGUCAGCGACCGUCACGCCUGCCUCGAGUUCUUCGACGAGUGCGUCCAGAAGGUGGACGUGGAGAAGCCGGAGGAGGUGAGGCUGAUCGAUCUGGAUGAGACUCACAGUGGAGAACACACAGUCUUCAUCAUGCCUCCUGAGGAACCACAGGAACCUGACGGCUCAGAGUGUCCCGCCCUCUACAGCUAUGAGACCUUCCCCACCCUGAAGCCAGAGCUCUUCGACCAGCCUCAGGACCAGCUCCGUGUCCCAGCUAAAGGCAGCGCCCCCGACAGCCCCGCCCCUCGACGCACAAAACAGGAGAUUAAGUUGGCCCAGAAGCGAGCUCAGAAGUACUCAGCGGUCCCAGACAUGUGGUCCAAAUGCCUGCUGGGUCACUGUUACGGCCUCUGGUUCAUCUACCUGCCCACGUUUGUCCGGGCGGAAAGCGCCAAGGUCCGCGCCCUGCACACGGCCUACGACGUCCUCAAACACAUGGAGAACCGCAAGGUGGUGCUGCCAGACGAGGUGUGUUACCGGAUCCUGAUGCAGCUGUGCGGUCAGUACGGUCAGCCGGUCCUCGCCGUCCGAGUCCUGCUGGAGAUGAAGAAGGCGGGAAUCACACCCAACACCAUCACCUAUGGAUACUACAACAAGGCAGUGCUGGAGAGCAAGUGGCCGUCCACCAAUCAGGGUGGACGUCUCCGCUGGGCCAAGCUGAGGAACGUCCUGUUGGCCGUGGCCCAGUUCAGACAGCCAAUCAAACGGCGUCAGAAGAGCGGCUCGGUGGGGUCGCGGGGAGAGCUGAUGGUGGACGCCGAUCAGAGGCCACGCCCCCACUCUAACCUGGUUCGUCAGUCCAGUUGGAGCGGUCUGUCUGAAAGCUCCAGUCACGAGUCUCUGACCGGCCCGCUGGUGAAGAGCAACAGUCUGAACAGCAUGAAGACGUCCAGCGACAAGGUCAAACUCGGUAAGAAGGCCGUCCUCCGUAACACCGGGACCAACGGCUGCGGCGACGCCGUCUCCCGUAAACCCCCGCUGGGACUCAGAGACACCUCCACCCCGCCUCCAGCUGCUCCCAGUGCUGGUGGCGGCGUUCUGGUCCGGCGGAGUCAGGUCUGCCUCUCUACCUUCUACAAAGAGUGUGCAGAGUCGGCUGACUCGGAGCCGGACUGUAGCUGUCAGCCUGCAGAGAGAGACGGCAGACCUGCGGGGGUUCGAGACUCGGCCGGCAGGAACAAAGCCGUAGACGAGAACGACAACAACGUCUCGUCCCCGAGCCGAGGAGGUCUGGCGGGGAAGCUCCAGCAGCUCCUCACCCCGACCAGGCACCGAGUGUCGGUACGACGAGCAGCCAGCGUGGACGACCGGCGGCCGGGAGGAGGAGGAGGAGGGGUUGGAAGAAGAGUGUCGGAGCAGAGACAGUCGAGGAAAGCUCAAGUGGCUGAAACCCUGCUGAAAGCUAAGGACAGGCUGGUCAGCGCUACCUCAGAGAGUUCGUUGUCUGUAGGAAGUGACCUGGACCUGACGGACACGCCCAGCCCGGCGUAUCCUCUGCGCAGGUCCUGGGACGCCAACCAGGAGGGGGCGGGGCUGGAGGUGUUGAUGUCCAGCUGCUCUCUGUGUCGCAGCUGUAACUCGCUGGUUUACGACGAGGAGAUCAUGGCCGGCUGGACGUCCGACGACUCCAACCUCAACUCGUCCUGCCCGUUCUGCUGCGCCUCCUUCGUCCCCUUCCUGAACGCAGAGAUCUGUGACCUCGGACCCAUCAGCAGUGUGGAGCGCAGCAACUGGAAUGUGGAGGACGAGGUGGAGAGUGCAGUGAGGCCCCCCAGUGUUCACGAGGCGUCGCUGCGACCUCAGUGUAACGGUCUGAGUGAGGACUCCAGCUCUGAGACCAGCAGCUACUCAGAGAACAGCAGAACCACCACGGGUUCGUCAGUGGGCGGGGCUCCUCAGGUGACGGUGGCCUACCUGAGCCCUCUGGUUCUGAGGAAGGAGCUGGAGAGUCUGCUGGAGAACGAGGGCGAGGCGGUGCUGGCUCAGCCUCAGUUCCUCGACAGUCACUCCAUCAUCUUCUGGAACCUGGUCUGGUACUUCCAGCGCCUCGGCCUCCCCAGUAACCUGCUGCAGCUGGUCCGAGCGUCGCCGCUGGUCAGCCAGUUCACACAGUCGGAGAGCUCGGCGGUGAGGGUGAGGCUCCUCUGGGACACCCUGACCCCCGACACAGACCAGUGGCCCCCCCUCUACAUCCUCUGGAGGAUCCACAGCGGCGUCCCGAUGAGAAGCUACAGCUGGAGGAGACACAACCACCCGUUCACCCUGUCCUUCCUGGAGGAGGUGCUGCGGUGGGUCGGCAUGAACGAGGUGCACAAAGCCGUCACGCUCUUCCUGGACACGCUGGCCAAACAGCCGGGAUCUCCCAGAAUCCAGAGGAGCUUGUACAGAGAGUUCCUCUUCCUCACUCUGGCAGCUAUGGGCAAAGACCACGUCGCUGCGUUCGAUAAGAAGUACAAGGCGGCGUACUCUCGGCUCAGCAGCACUCUGGGUCGCGAGGAGCUCCGGAAGAAGCGAGCUCAGCCUCCCAGCCCCAAAGCCGUCGACUGCAGACGAAGCUUCCACCCGCCUCUCGAAUGCUGAUCGACCCAGGAACUGAACAUCCCACGCCGCCGCCGCCGCCGGCUCCUGCAGCGCUCAGCCCUCAGAGCGGGAACACCCAGGAUCCCUGCUGCCUUCACCUGCUCGUCUUCUUCGCCUCUCUGCUGCCUCCUGGUGGACGUCAGAGCGUCGCACUCCUUCCUGUUCCUCCCUUGUUUGCCUCGUCAGGUGUGAAUCCAGCUGCUCUUCGUCUCCAUUAAAGAUCCCGAGCGUCGAUCCAGCAGCAGCAGCAGAACGAGGGCGGAACAAACUGCGGCGAUCUAUGCAUCAGUCUGAAACCUGCAGCCGUCUGAAGGCAGGAAAACGUUUGGAAUCUCGGGUUCGUGCAUGUCCAGAGGGAUCAGCUGUGUUGGUGUACACUUAUUUUUUCCCCUUGUGUUAAAAUACACUCACUGCUGGCUGAGGACUGGUAGUGGGAGAGUUUUAGAGUUACAGGGUGUCAGAUAAACCUUCAGCAGAGCGAUCGAGACGGACGUUUAGGGUUUUAUUGGUCAAAUACAGAUUAAAAGGGGCAGUGCCAACGUUUAGAAAACACUCCAAACACAACCUACGAAGAAGCUUCAGACUUCAAGACGACUUCAAACUCCUCUUAUCAUCGCUUUGUCUGUGUGUGUGUGUGUGUGUGUGUGUGUGUGUGUGUGUGUGUGGUUUGGAUUUUAAAAGGGAAAAAGGUUCGAGAAGCAGCGAGAAGAAAUAAGAAGAAGCCGAGUCUCACGGAAACUUUCCGAUGGUCAGCUCAGUGUGAAGCUGCCGAGCGUUUGGAAAGAGUUGAAUCUCUCACUUCAGAAUAGUUAAAGAAGCAGUUUCUAAAAAGAAGAAGAAGAAGAUGAUGAACUCUCUCUCAAACUUCUGAUCGUCUGCUGGUUGAGAAUCUUCUGUCCCUCAGUUUUUAUAACUCAUUCUGACGCCUCAGAGUUAACUCAUCCUUCAGAUCAGGAAAUGAACCAAACAGGAGGCUGAAGAGGAUCCUUCAGGAUCAUCCAGAACACCAGCUCUCUGAAUGAUGUUCAGUUAAUAAGUUCAUCUUUCCCAGUUUGUUUCAAACCUUUCUUUAGCUUGUGAGCCCUUCAAAUAAGCCAGUGUCCUCUAAACAUCCUGAACUGUUUCAUUCACAUCGUUAGAAAUCUGGUCCUCGUAGACCAGAAUCAGAGAUGGUUUCUUCUUCUUCUUCUUCUUUAAACGACGACCAGAGAAACGUCAGGAGAGACGAUGAAAACCAGCGUUCCUGAGACGACUGAUCCAGAUUCCUGAGAGGGAUCAGGACGGGUCCAGUGAAGGAGCUCUCCUCAUCUGUGCUUGGAUCUGGAUCUUCUUCAGGACCUGGUGGAUCCACCUGCUCACCUCUGUUUUCCCUCUGUCAUCAGGACUGACUGGAGAAGGAUCAUGUCUGGAUUUAUCUUCUCGUUUCAGAAAUGUCGUGGACGCUGGGAUGACAGAGUCUUAAAGAACCUGCAGCAAAACGUCUUCUGUUUAAUGUAAUAACUCACUGCUCUGACCACUGACCUCUGUCUAAUAAUGUCAAACCUGUAUGAUAAUAAAGUGUAGAUAGAGUUAUUUAUGACUUAAAGCCAGAGUUAGAGGGAUGAAGUGAUGUGACUUGUUCCAUUAAACAGAAGCUCAGUCGUUCUCAGCUGAAACAGAGACGAGGAUUUUGGUCCCUGAAGGUUUUAAUUUGUUGUUUUGAAAGGGAAUUUAAGGAGGGAUUUAAUGGACGAUUUAAAACCAUGUUCUCAGCUCAGUGUGUCUGGUUUGGGACGAGACAUUUCUUUAAAGAUCAUGAAGUCAUGACGCUUUAGUUCUUUUUUUUCACGAGUCUGAAGAGUUUUCUUUGUAAUUUCCUUUUUUAUUGAGAUUUAAAGAGACAACGAAUAUUAUCUACACGAAGAAGGAAAAAACAAAACAAAAGAAACAUAAAUAAUCAGGGAGUAAAGACUGAAGUUUGGUUUAAAGGGUGAGACGUCAGAAAUAGAUUUUGUUCCAGUCACAAAACUGGAAACAAAAAAACUUCAUCAUGACACUUUAGUUUUCUUUCUAAUCUUGUUUUUCUUGACAUUUAAAGAGAGAGUGUGAAUAUUUAACUAAACUAACAGAAAUAAUCAGAGAGUAAAGAUCACACUCUGAUGAUAAUAAUCUGUUUUGGUCCAGUUAAAACUCUUUAAAGUUAGGAAACGCCGUUUAAACUUUCCAGUAAAGUUGUUCAGUGUUAUCACAGUUAAAGUUCUUCUGUGAUAAAAUCUGAUUUAAGGAAACAGGAUUUUAAAAGCUGAAACGAUAAGAAUGUGAAAGAAAAAGAGCAGAAUUAAAUGUGCAGCUAAAAUAUUCUUACUCUCUGGCCUUUUGGAGCUUUCAGCUGCAUCUCAUGAGCUUCCUCAGCAAAAAAAAAUGGCUCAGACUCAGACAAAUCAUCUGUGACCAGAACAUCCAGAGAUCAGUUUAUUUUUAAAUUAAUUCACAGUAAAGUUUAAACUGAUCAGGUUGAAGUUAAACAGUCGUCGUCUCAAACCAGACGCUGAGAGCGACUCGUCGUGUCUGAGCUCAGUUUGUGUUUCUGAUCUGAUGCAUGUUCACCUGUCUGUCUGUCUGUCUGUCUGUCUGUCUGUCUGUCAGUCUGUCUGUCUGUCACCUGUGCAGCUAAGCAGCAGCUCCACUAACCGUUUGCUCCAGGGCUCCUCGGCAGCAGCAGCAGGUAUUUCAUUCAUUUCUGAAAUCCACGUUUGCUUUUCAAAAUGAAGCUGCUUUGACCCUGUUGACCUCCGAAAGAAACUUUAUUCACUGUUAGAUCAAACUGAAACGUCACAGGUUCGAUUCCUGCCGCAGCCACGUGCCCUGGAGCAAAAACUCUAAAUAAAUUAAAUCAUCUGCAAACUCAUUUUACAUCCAGAGUGGAGUCAAAGUGAAAAGGUUUAGUUUUAUUUGACGUGAGAGUCGAGUGUUUGCUGAGUGAAGGAUCAGUGUGUGUGAGGAUGUUUCACUGCAGCAGAGAAAACAAACACCACUCUGUAUAUUUCAAUGCACUGGACUGCAGUUUAUUCACAGUUCAAUUUACAGGAAUUUGACUUUAACCUUGUUGUUUUAUUGGUUGAGCGGUUUCUGUCAGCGCAGAGCGGAGGAGUGUAUUUAAAAUAGAUUAUUGUGUUUGCUGUUGUAAUUUAUAUAUGGCUGUGAUCUCAGUUGUAAAUGUUUGUUUUUUUAAGAAAACACAAAAUAAAAUUCAGGGAUGAGCCCGAAGAA